CCAGAUCCCCCAGACCUUAAAUCCAGAGACAGAGCUUCUCUUUCUCUUUUCCAUCACUUCCCCCAGCAGCUGCCUAGAGUUUCAGCUUGCUGCUAAGAACUCAAAAAGGAAGCUUGCUUUCCCUGCAACGCUGAUUGAUAUUUGGCUUCUUCUAGAAGAAAAGCUUGAAAGGCUGGGAAUAGAACCAAGGGCUGAUGGGCGCUUGCUUACCUGCUAUGCUGAAGAGUCCUGAGUUCAGUCCCCCCACCCUGAAAUGGAGACAGUGAGGAUGGAAGCAAACUCAGAUUUCACAAGCCAGCCCCCCGCUCGGGAUUGGUCCUGUUCUGUACCCUGCGAGGCACUCGACUCCAGUGGCGGAGCCCCGCUCAGACGGGCAGCGGGUUUGCAACGGCCCUGUGGGUCAGAUCUGCUGCCCAUCACAGUUCGCAGCGCCGUGGGAGCGACCCAGACGUCUGCGCCCCGGGACACUCACGAGUCUUUGCCAGCGUCUGCCACUCUGCGCGCCUAGCCUGGCCGCGCAGCAAGCUCCCCAGGCGGCCUCCGGACCGAGGAUGAGCUGUCAUCUGCCAAACUUUCAGGACAGCUCAGGGCUUAGAAGAGGGCUCAUCUAAAUAAAGGCCGGCUAAAGUGACAUUGUGGAGACUUAAUCCUUCUCUGGCUGCCUGUGUUAACCAAAGACUGAUUUACAAGACUCUUCCUUUUCUGGAGUUCAGAUUCUUAAGUCCCUGGGGUCUUGCGAUUUGACAGCAAGAGAGAAAAAAAAACAAAAACGAAAUGAAGGUCAGCGAUGAGCCCCCGCUGCAGGGACUCGGGGGCUGUCAAGGGGCUUUUACACUUGGGAGCGCAAGACUGCCUGGUUACACAGGGAAUUAACAGAGUGAAGCCUUUGUCCCCCAGUCUCAGCCAUCUACCACAGAGCAUCAGGUUCCACCUCGGGAGGAGUUAUGGUAACUGAAUGUGCCUCUGGUUGUACAGCUAGAGCUUGGAAAUCCGAGGUGAGGGAAGGCGGGAGGGGCCUGGAGUGAGCUCCUGCUGGGCUGUGUAACAUCUCUCUGGUCCCUGGGUCUCCACAAGGACUUUUUGCUCAGCUCUCCUCGCUCUCAUGGACGCUGUGCUUCAGGAGGCCUCAACUCAAGCUUUCUUCACUUGCCAUCUGCGCCUGUCCUGCAAUCUGCCCUGACAGUGGCUCUGGGCUGAGAUGGAGCCAUGAGCCUGCAUAGAAGAUGACUGCAGUGUUUGUGAAUGGAGGCGGCCUGGUGAACACACAUUGUGACAGGUGGGAGCGGAGGGACAGCGUGGAAAGCAGCUGUCAGACCGAGGGCGGCAAGGACGACGAGGAGGACCAGCCUCGUCAGCUGACACCCUUCGAGAAACUGACCCAGGACAUGUGCCAAGAUGAGAAGGUGGUGAGGGAGAUCACGCUGGGGAAACGAAUAGGCUUCUAUCGAAUUCGAGGGGAGAUCGGAAGCGGAAACUUUUCCCAGGUCAAGCUGGGGAUUCACUCCUUAACCAAAGAAAAGGUGGCCAUUAAGAUUCUGGACAAAACCAAGUUAGACCAGAAAACUCAAAGGCUGUUAUCCAGAGAGAUUUCCAGCAUGGAGAAGUUGCACCAUCCCAACAUCGUCCGUCUUUACGAAGUCGUGGAGACCCUGUCCAAGCUCCACCUAGUGAUGGAGUAUGCAGGUGGUGGGGAGCUCUUUGGGAAAAUCAGCACAGAGGGAAAGCUUUCUGAACCAGAAAGCAAGCUCAUCUUCUCCCAGAUCGUGUCUGCCGUGAAGCACAUGCAUGAAAACCAAAUUAUCCACAGAGAUCUGAAAGCAGAAAACGUCUUUUAUACCAGUAGCACUUGUGUGAAGGUGGGUGAUUUUGGAUUCAGCACCGUAAGUAAAAAAGGCGAGAUGCUGAACACUUUCUGCGGGUCUCCACCCUACGCUGCACCCGAACUCUUCCGGGACGAACACUAUGUUGGUGUUUAUGUGGAUAUCUGGGCCUUGGGUGUCCUUUUGUACUUCAUGGUGACCGGCACGAUGCCGUUUCGAGCGGAAACCGUGGCCAAACUAAAGAAGAGCAUCCUUGAGGGUACCUACACCAUACCCCAGCAUGUGUCAGAGCCUUGCCACCGGCUCAUCCGAGGAGUCCUUCAGCCCACGCCCACAGAGAGGUAUGGGAUCAACUACAUCAUGAGCAACGAAUGGAUGCGAGGGGUGCCAUACCCCACCCCUUUGGAACCUUUCCAACUGGAUCCUAAACAUUUGUCAGAAACCAGCACCCUCAAAGAAGAAGAAAACGAGGUGAAAAGCACUUUAGAACACUUGGGGAUUACAGACGAACAUAUCCGGAAUAACCAAGGGAGAGACGCUCGAAGCUCUAUCACGGGGGUUUAUAGAAUCAUUUUACAUCGAGUGCAAAAAAGAAAAGCAUUGGAAAGUGUGCCAAUAAUGAUACUACCAGAACCUAAAGGAAGGGACCUAAAGAAAGGGUCCCGUGUCUACAGAGGCAUAAGACACACAUCUAAAUUUUGUUCGAUUUUAUAAGUUAUAUCAGGUAGCUGGGAACUAACCAAUGAGCACAGUUUCUGCUUUUAAUCUUUCUCGUACACAAUUUGAAUGGAAACACUUUUGUAAUUUUUAAAUAAAUUUGAGAUAUGCCUACCACCCCCUA
Mastomys coucha (southern multimammate mouse) is the source of this 2661-nucleotide messenger RNA. It is a transcript of the gene Nim1k, whose product is annotated as NIM1 serine/threonine protein kinase. Gene Ontology annotation, molecular function: protein serine/threonine kinase activity; tau-protein kinase activity; ATP binding. Gene Ontology annotation, biological process: protein phosphorylation; intracellular signal transduction; microtubule cytoskeleton organization. Bases 1224 to 2534 code for a protein of 436 amino acids. The transcript has 5 exons. Gene Ontology annotation, cellular component: cytoplasm. The record is from RefSeq and is a predicted model, not a curated record. NCBI's taxonomy places the organism in Eukaryota, Metazoa, Chordata, Mammalia, Rodentia, Muridae.